Anastrepha ludens (Mexican fruit fly) is the source of this 2142-nucleotide messenger RNA. RefSeq names its product dopamine receptor 2. NCBI's taxonomy places the organism in Eukaryota, Metazoa, Arthropoda, Insecta, Diptera, Tephritidae. Gene Ontology annotation, cellular component: membrane. The transcript is spliced from 5 exons. The coding region runs from base 82 to 2142 and encodes 686 amino acids. The record is from RefSeq and is a predicted model, not a curated record. Gene Ontology annotation, molecular function: G protein-coupled receptor activity. Gene Ontology annotation, biological process: adenylate cyclase-activating adrenergic receptor signaling pathway.
CGGUUCACAAUUACAAUAAGUGCUGCAGUAUAGCAGAUAAAUCGAUAAGUGACAGCUUCAAAAGCUCACCAAUGAUAUUCAAUGAUGAUUGUUCGACCUUCCGUUAUAAAUUCCGACGACGACUUAUACGCCACCGUCUGGACAAUAUCAGCUGGAAUUAAGAAUGCCGGCAUCAUCAACUCAUCGCACAAAAGUGUGAAUAGUUCUCAAGCAGCAAAUGUGCGGAAUACAAUUUUCAAUAAAACAGCUCUAAAAAUGCCAUAUGGGAUGUAUUACAGCGCCAACAAUAACAAUAAUCAAAUAGAAAAUAGCAACAAUGGGUCAGAGUCGCAGUCACGCACUCCCAUAGCUGGUGUAGAUUCAACUUAUUCGAGAUCGAACAGCUCGCUCGUGUAUGGUGACACCGAAUUGGAUGUCAUCAAUCGCUCAUUGUUGUUGACAACAGCUGUCAGUGACAACGCAACGCCGCCCAGCAACAUCAUUCACAUUCCGCCAUCGUUGCUUAUGGCCAAUACCACGAAUAACAUUACGACUGCCAUCGAUGCGGACGAGGAAUGGGUGCGUUUUUACGAUUUAAUGCUGUCGUGGCAGGGCAUUUGUCUAAUUGCUGUCUUCAGCACAUUCAUUGUGGUCACCAUUAUUGGCAACACGCUCGUCAUAUUGGCCGUUAUAACAACGCGCCGCCUUAAGACGGUCACGAACUGUUUUGUGAUGAGUUUGGCCGUAGCUGAUUUAUUGGUGGGGAUAUUUGUGAUGCCGCCAGCGGUUGCCGUUCACUUGAUAGGCUCCUGGCGUCUGGGUUGGGUGCUCUGCGACAUUUGGAUAUCUCUCGAUGUGCUGCUCUGCACGGCGUCCAUUUUGAGUCUUUGCGCGAUUAGCGUGGAUAGGUACUUGGCAGUUACGCAACCUUUGACAUAUUCACGCAAAAGGCGUUCAAAGCGUUUGGCCUUCUGCAUGAUUUUGGUUGUGUGGGUGUUGGCAUUGGCCAUUACAUGUCCGCCGAUGUUGGGUUGGUAUGAGCCGGGUCGCCGAGAUCUGAAUGAAUGCCGGUACAACCAGAAUGAAGGAUAUGUGAUUUUCUCCGCCAUGGGCUCAUUUUUCAUUCCGAUGGCCGUUAUGAUUUAUGUUUAUGCGCGAAUUUCUUGUGUCGUUGCAUCACGCCAUGACCACAUGACUGACAUUAGUGUGCAUAACAAGAAAUUCAAGCGCUACACAGCCGCCGACGUCGACAAUGACAUUGACCAUGAGUUCUCUGAGCAGGAGCUCAGUUCGGGUCAGCGAAAGCAGGCAGCUGCCCGAACCUUUUCCAAUCAAACCAUUGGCAAGGAGUUACACGACGUGGUGCUGUCCGAAACUGAGACUGGCGCCGCCAAUGCAGCAACAGCAAUUAGCGGGGGCAAUGGCGGCGGUUCCUCUUCAUAUUGCCACUCACUAUUGACUUUGUCCACAGCGAAUGCCAAGAAUAGUUGCUACGAAUUGACGCGCCCCUCAUCAUUGAAACGUACGCCCACAUCGUCGUCCACCUUGACAGUCAUGACAAGCGGUUGUGGUGGCACGAGCGGCACAUGUGGCGGCGCCAGCGGAGCUCUGAAUGUCGCCGCAAUUGGCAGUACAAACGCCAGCGAUCAAAAUUGGCCCACACGUACACACAGCGCCCGACAUCAUCAUCACUUUGGCACUUCGGGUGGCAGCAUUGGCAUCAGUGCGAACACUUCGGUUGGCAAUGUGGCCACCUCACCAAAUUUGCAGCCCGAAGUCGCUGCACUGACGCGACAAAGUCGCAUACAGCAGCAGCAACAUCAUCAUCAUCACAAAUCCUUUUCGAAUCGCAUUACCUCGCUAAAGAAGGAGAAUAAAACUACGCAAACGCUGAGUAUUGUUGUAGGUGGCUUCAUUGCUUGUUGGCUGCCAUUUUUCAUCUACUAUCUGAUAACGCCCUUCCUGGCGGAGCAUCAAGUUAGCCGGACACUGGCGAAGGGACUCACCUGGCUGGGAUGGUUCAAUAGCGCCAUAAAUCCGUUCAUUUAUGCAUUUUACAGUGUUGACUUUCGGGCGGCCUUCUGGCGACUCACAUGCAAACGCUUCUGUAGCGGCUCGAUGAAACCGCAAUUUCCAACGAAUACCAUGUCCAUAAGGCGAUAG